Messenger RNA from Phacochoerus africanus (Common warthog), 3464 nucleotides. It is a transcript of the gene MAP7D1, whose product is annotated as MAP7 domain containing 1. Gene Ontology annotation, biological process: microtubule cytoskeleton organization. Bases 338 to 2881 code for a protein of 847 amino acids. The transcript is spliced from 17 exons. The record is from RefSeq and is a predicted model, not a curated record. NCBI's taxonomy places the organism in Eukaryota, Metazoa, Chordata, Mammalia, Artiodactyla, Suidae. Gene Ontology annotation, cellular component: microtubule cytoskeleton.
UCUCCCCGCGUCGCAUUUGGUACGCGCCGGCGGAGAGGCCAGGCCCAGCCCGGGCGGUACAAUAGGGUUGGGCCGCGGCCGGGACUGGGCCGGCGACUGGCAGGGAGCAGAAUCGCGGCCGGAGCCGGCAGACACUGGGCGGCCAGCGAGUCCGAGCCCGCAGGCCACCAGCCGAGUCAGCCUCGACCUUCUCCGGAGCUCCCUCCACCUCCGAAUCGUUGCCCGCCGGGCCGGGCCGGGCGUGAUGCGCCGCGGGACCCCUAUCUUGGCCGCCGGCCGCCGCCGCCGUCGCCGCUGAGACCCCCGAGAUACCCCCCCCAGCCGUAACGCCGCAGCCAUGGAGAGCGGCUCGCGUUCGGAGCCGGGUGCCGGCGCACCCCCAGCUGUGGCAGCCAGGACCCCACCAGAGCCAAGACCUUCUCCAGAAGGUGACCCUUCCCCGCCACCACCGCCACCACUGAUGUCAGCCCUGGUGCCCGACACUCCCCCAGACACCCCUCCUGCCAUGAAGAAUAUUACUAGCCCUAAGCAGCUCCCGCUGGAACCAGAGAGCCCCCCCGGGCUGGUUGGGCCUAGACCAGCCUCCCAGCAAGAAGAGCCCCCUCUCUCAGAAGUGAAGAGCAGGGGACCAACCCCUCCAGCCACAGGCCCACGGGAUGCCAGGCCUUCUCGAAGGAGUAGCCAGCCAUCGCCAACGGCAGUGCCAGCCUCCGACAGCACCCCCACCAAGCAAGAUGUAAAGAAGGCAGGGGAGAGACACAAACUGGCAAAGGAGCGGCGGGAAGAACGGGCCAAGUACCUGGCGGCCAAGAAGGCGGUGUGGCUGGAGAAGGAGGAAAAGGCCAAGGCGCUGCGGGAGAAGCAGCUCCAGGAGCGCCGGCGGCGUCUGGAGGAGCAGCGGCUCAAAGCCGAGCAACGCCGGGCAGCCCUGGAGGAGCGGCAGCGGCAGAAGCUGGAGAAAAACAAGGAGCGCUAUGAAGCAGCCAUCCAGCGGUCAGUGAAAAAGACGUGGGCUGAAAUCCGGCAGCAGCGCUGGUCCUGGGCAGGGGCCCUGCACCACAGCUCCCCAGGACGUAAGACCAGUGGGAGCAGGUGCUCCGUGUCGGCAGUAAACCUGCCCAAACACGUGGACUCUAUAAUCAACAAGCGGCUCUCAAAGUCCUCUGCCACGCUCUGGAACUCCCCCAGUAGAAAUCGCAGCCUGCAGCUGAGCGCAUGGGAGAGCAGCAUCGUGGACCGUCUGAUGACGCCCACCCUCUCCUUCCUGGCACGGAGUCGCAGUGCAGUCACACUGCCCCGAAACGGCCGGGACCAGGGUAGGGGCGGCAGCCCUGGGAGAGCCCCCGCGAGGGGCGGGGCAGGGGCCAGCCUGGCGAAUGGGCCACGCCCCGACCGCACUCAUCCCUCCGCAGCCGUGCCCGUGUGCCCACGCUCAGCCUCCGCCAGCCCCCUGACACCUCUGUGCAGCGCCCCCCGAAGCGGGCACCGCUGCGUCCCUGCGGGGGAGCGAGGGGAGCGCCGCAAGGCCAGCGCUGGGGGCAGUCCCGCCCCAGGCCGCCUGAGGCCAGAGACCUCACUGGUGCAGAAAAAGGAGAAAAAAGACAAGGAACGAGAAAACGAGAAGGAAAAGAGUGCCCUGGCCCGGGAGCGCAGCCUCAAGAAGCGCCAGUCACUGCCUGCCUCUCCCCGCCUGCGACCUCGCCUUUCUGCCGGCAAUGCCGAUGUCAGUCCCAAAUCCAAGGCCCGGCCAUCCUCUCCCUCCACAUCCUGGCACAGGCCUGCCUCUCCCUGCCUCAGCCCAGGGCCAGGUCAUGCUCUGCCCCCAAAACCACCAUCCCCCCGAGGCACCACUGCAUCACCCAAGGGGCGGGUUCGGAGGAAGGAUGAGGCAAAGGAGAGCCCCAGUGUGGUGGGGCCCGAGGACAAGAACCAGAACAAGGGCAAGGCCAGUGACGAGAAGGAGCCUGCAGCCCCAGCCUCACCAGCACCCUCGCCUGUGCCCUCACCCACCCCAGCCCAACCCCAGAAGGAGCAGCCCACAGCGGAGAUCCCUGCAGAUACCGCUGUCUUGACCUCACCCCCAGCCCCUGCUCCCCCGGUGACCCCUAGCAAACCCAUGGCUGGCACCACAGACCGCGAAGAGGCCACUCGGCUCCUGGCUGAGAAGCGGCGCCAGGCCCGGGAGCAGCGGGAGCGCGAGGAACAGGAGCGGAGACUGCAGGCGGAAAGGGACAAGCGAUUGCGAGAGGAGCAGCUGGCUCGGGAGGCCGAGGCCCGGGCAGAGCGGGAGGCGGAGGCCCGGAGGCGGGAGGAGCAGGAGGCCCGGGAGAAGGCGCAAGCCGAGCAGGAGGAGCAGGAGCGACUGCAGAAGCAGAAAGAGGAGGCCGAAGCUCGGUCCCGAGAGGAAGCGGAGCGGCAGCGUCUGGAGCGGGAGAAGCACUUCCAGCGGGAGGAGCAAGAGCGGCAAGAGCGCAAAAAGCGCCUGGAGGAGAUCAUGAAGAGGACUCGAAAGUCAGAAGCUGCUGAAACCAAGCAGAAGCAGGACAGAAAGGAGGCCAAGACCAAUAAUUCCAGCCCAGUGAUAGACCCUGCGAAAGCCAUGGAGGCUCGACCCUCAGGGCUGCAGAAGGAGGCUAUGCAGAAAGAGGAGCUGGUCCCCCAGGAGCCUCAGUGGAGCCUGCCAAACAAGGAGUCGCCAGGGUCCCUGGUGAAUGGCCUGCAGCCUCUCCCAGCGCACCAGGAGAACGGCUUCUCCCCUAAGGGGCCCUCUGGGGACAAGAGUCUGGGCCGAACGCCAGAGGCUCUCCUGCCCUUCCCAGAGGCAGAGGCCUUCCUCAAGAAAGCAGUGGUGCAGCCUCCCCAGGUCACAGAAGUCCUUUAAGGGGUUGCCUUGGAUCCAGGCACAGCUAUGAGGGCUCCUCUGCAUCAUCUGCCAGGAUGUCUGGAAGAGAAAGAGACAGAACAAAGCCGGAAGUGGCCUGGGCCCCUGGGGGUUGGGUCCUCUCUGUUAUUUUUAAUCUGCACCUUAUAGACUGAUGUCUCUUUGGCUGGAGCCAGACCCUGCCCCUCAGUGCAUUCGUGUGCUCACACGCGCGGACACCCGCAUACACACACAUACACUCACAGCCUCUCUGGUCUCCUCCCAUGGGGAAGGGCCACCUGUAGUAUUUGCCUUGGUUUGGGCGGGGUACAGUGGAUGUGAAUACUGUAAAUAGCUCGUGCUCAGACUCCUCUGCGUGGAGGGGGCGGGUGCAGGAGGCAGACCCUCCCAAGACUCCCUGGGGAGAUCUUCCUCCCUCUAUUUAACUGUAUCUGAGGGGGAACCCAGGUCUGGGGAUGGGGGCACCUUGGGCCACAGGAUACUGGUUGCUUUAGGGGUACCCGUGCCCCCUGCCCUCGCCUGGAAUCAGUGUUAUUGCAUCUGAUCAAAUUUCUCCAGAAAUAAAGUGAGAAUAAUUCUGCCA